AUGGGUUGGUUUCCUUCCAUAUUUGGGUCGGAUAAACCGUCUGAUCCCUUAAGCAAACUCGACCCCAAGCUUCGCGAAUUUCUCGAGAAAGAAUCUCCCGUAAAAUAUACCCCGAAUCGGUCACCAACCUCGACUUCAGCUACACCUGAGCGACACACAGACGAAGCGCAGAAGGCGGAUAAAACAGAGCCUGAACACAAUAAAUCAGCCGUGCCAUCAGAGAGUUUAUACCAAGAUGGCCGAUACGCACAUCUAUGGAAGAACUACAGGCCGUUGGCGCAAAUCGAAGCCGACGCAGCAAGCGACCACGACAAGCUCAUGGAUGUCCUAGAAGGUUUCAAAGAGCGCAAGGCUGCAAUUGGCCGUGCGGCAUUAGAGAAUUGCGCCAUUCAGCAGGAGGAGUGGGUGAAUUGUAUGAAGAACGGCAGCUGGGAGGACCAGCUACAAAUGUGUCGGAAUCAAGUAAGGCGGUUCGAGAGGUGCUACACUUUGCAAUCCCGAUUCCUCAGAGCUCUGGGAUACGGGUCAGUAGCCGGCCGGCCUUCCCAGGUUGACGAAGACAUCCAAAUGCACGCCGACACCUUGUACGACAGAAUGAUCACACACGAAGCCGCCGUCGAGCAAGCAAAGAAGGACGGAACACCCAUUCCCAUAUUCGACCCUGCCCUGCCGAAGGCCAGCGCGACAAAGGUCAUUCCAACACAAGAACUGGAAAAAACGUGGAAGGAGAAGCUAGACAAGUUACCGGAGGAAGAGAGAGUGGUGGAGGAGGCUGCGCUGAGGGCAGAUUUGCAGGCCAAAUCUGACGUAGCCAAGAAUGUCAAGCAGAUAUGGGCAUCGCAAAAGGAAGAGAGGGAGGCGAGAAAGGCGGGUGGGCAGGCUACGUUUGGGGAUACUCUGUCUGCGAUUUUCGGAAGAGGAGGGGGAACGAAAUAA
Molecule: messenger RNA, 936 nt
Organism: Metarhizium brunneum ARSEF 3297
Lineage: Eukaryota; Fungi; Ascomycota; Sordariomycetes; Hypocreales; Clavicipitaceae
Source: RefSeq, a predicted model, not a curated record